UCGGAGCAGAGAAGAAGAAGGUAGAGGGAGAGAGGCUACUGGUGGCCAUGACACUGGUUCCAGAUGCUGCAUCCAAAGGAGCAGUGUGCUUGGAUGGGAGUGCUGCUGCUUAUCAUCUUCACAGAGGGUUUGGCAAUGGUGUUCACAAUUGGUUGCUCCAGUUUGAGGGUGGAGGAUGGUGCAACGAUGUGGAGUCAUGUUUCGAGAGAUCAAAAAGUAGGAGAGGGUCCACAAGGUUGAUGAACAAGUACGAAGUUUUUUCUGGAAUACUUAGCAAUGACCCCAACAUGAACCCAGAUUUCUACAAUUGGAACAGAGUGAAGCUUAGGUACUGUGAUGGAGGAUCCUUUGGUGGUGAUUCAGAAUAUAAUGCUACACUUACCCCACUUUACUUCCGAGGAAAAAGAAUUUGGGAUGCUAUAAUUCAGGAUUUGCUUCCAAAAGGACUCAUCUUUGCACAAAAGGCAUUACUCUCAGGAUGUUCAGCAGGGGGACUUGCAACAUUCAUUCAUUGUGAUGAAUUUCCGAACUUUUUCCCACAGAAUACAACAGUGAAAUGUCUCAGUGAUGCAGGAUUUUUCCUUGAUGUGACAGACAUAUCUGGGAACAAUACCAUAAGACCUUUUUUCCACAGCUUAGAAACUCUGCAGGGAGUACUGAAGAAUUUGAAUCAAGAUUGUUUGAGUUCUCAUUUGUAUCCUUAUAAGUGUUUCUUUCCACAACAUGCAUUACCAUAUAUCAGAACACCAUACUUUAUCUUAAACACAGGCUAUGAUGUAUUCCAAUUCCAUCACAUAUUUGUUCCACCUUCAGUGGAUCCGCAUGGGGUUUGGAACCGUUGCAAAUUAAACCCUGCAGCAUGUUCUUCGAUUCAGUUAUUGAUCCUUCAAGGAUUCAGAUUGAAAAUGCUCGAUGCGCUGCACUUGUUCACCAAUUCAAGCAAUGGUGGCAUGUACAUAAACUCCUGUUUUGCUCAUUGCCAGAGUGAAUUACAAACUACUUGGUUCGCGCCUGAUUCACCGAAACUACAAAAUACGACAAUUGCAGAGGCCGUAGGAGAUUGGUAUUUCGAAAGAAGGAUAUUUAAGGAAGUUGAUUGUCCAUAUCCUUGUGAUUCCACUUGUCAAAACAGCAUACCAUUAAUUGAGGAAGGUCAAUGACUUGAAAGAAAAACCCGG
Messenger RNA from Dioscorea cayenensis subsp. rotundata (Guinea yam), 1178 nucleotides. RefSeq names its product pectin acetylesterase 9-like. Lineage: Eukaryota; Viridiplantae; Streptophyta; Magnoliopsida; Dioscoreales; Dioscoreaceae. The record is from RefSeq and is a predicted model, not a curated record. Gene Ontology annotation, molecular function: hydrolase activity.